Sclerotinia sclerotiorum 1980 UF-70 is the source of this 1116-nucleotide messenger RNA. RefSeq lists its product with no specific name. The transcript is spliced from 3 exons. Bases 1 to 1116 code for a protein of 371 amino acids. The record is from RefSeq and is a predicted model, not a curated record. NCBI's taxonomy places the organism in Eukaryota, Fungi, Ascomycota, Leotiomycetes, Helotiales, Sclerotiniaceae.
AUGACAUCCGAAAGACAGUGGAAAAAAGAGUUUGAGAAAGAUAAAGCUAAGCUUGCUGAACUGAACGAACAAUAUGAAAAGAAUGAGACGAUUUUGCUCGGAAACCUCUAUCAUUCGAAGAAGAGAUUUGAGACUAUCUCCAAUGAGAAACAUGCAAGCUUUGGGAGAUGGAAAACUCUCAUCAAUAGUGCCGCAGAAAAUAGCACUCUUCUAGAGCCGGCUAAAUUCAAGGCACUUGAGCACGGCAAAAGGCGGUCAAUUAAGAUUGGUCCUAAAACAAGUGCAAAGGAAGUACAGAAGGCUCUUGCUAUGCACAAUGGAUUUAGAUACAAUGAAAGUAAGAAGCGAGAGAUUGCCGAAUGGAAGCGGAAUCAAGAGGAGUUUAGUGCACGUAUGGUUGACAUCUUGAGAAAAAUGAAUCACAUUCUUGGUUUUAGUUCAAGUGAAAAACAAUUUGACUCCUGCUUCGAUGAAUCAGCCUGCAAUCCUCAUACAGCUCUCGAGCACGUCGUCUACCAUACAUUCUCUUGCCACUCAUCACCGGACAAGAGACUUGAGAAUGAGAACUCUCAGCUUCUGGAACGGCUGAGUACAGUAAAGAGACAGCUCGAAGACCUUACGGAGAACUACAGAACCCUCGAAUAUGAAAAGUUCAAACUUGUUCAGGAUAAUGCGGAGAUCUUUGGUUCUUUGAAGUCGACGCAGAAUCUGAUAAAACUGAUUGCGAAGAAUAGAGAUGAACAUGUUCGAACCAACAGAAGAUACGCCGGAGGAAACAAGAGGCUCGAAACUGCGCUUGAAUCUGCAAAGGUGCAGGCGCAGACGCAACCAUGGUGGAACCCGGUACGUAAAGUGACUUUCGAUGAUACCAAUGGCGAUCUGAAGGAGGAGAUCAAAAGUUUAUCCAAUUCUUUGGCGCAGAUGAAGAGUAACAGGGAGCCGCACGACAUUCUUAGAGAUAUCGGAAUCCAGUCUCAUCUUGGAUUUCUCCGCACUUCCAAGGCGCACGAAUAUCACGUCAUUCAACACCGCUCGCAUCACAACAUAAUCUCUCCCAGUGGCCCAGGACUCGAUAUCAACUUCGGCUCUUCGGGAAAUGGGUAUUCGGGGAAGUAG